Messenger RNA from Lutzomyia longipalpis, 5990 nucleotides. RefSeq names its product synaptosomal-associated protein 25 (gene Snap25). Gene Ontology annotation, molecular function: syntaxin binding; SNAP receptor activity. Gene Ontology annotation, biological process: synaptic vesicle priming; synaptic vesicle fusion to presynaptic active zone membrane; exocytosis. The transcript is spliced from 9 exons. NCBI's taxonomy places the organism in Eukaryota, Metazoa, Arthropoda, Insecta, Diptera, Psychodidae. Gene Ontology annotation, cellular component: SNARE complex; plasma membrane. The record is from RefSeq and is a predicted model, not a curated record. The coding region runs from base 125 to 772 and encodes 215 amino acids.
GUCAGUUCGAGAGGAGAAUUCUUGGUGUUGUGUUGUGUUUUCUUGGUCUCUCUGUCUUUAGCCACAUAAUUGUUGGUGUAUUUUGUUGUUUGACACUCUCUGAGGAAACCAACAAAUAAUCAGAAUGCCGUCUGCAGCCCCAGCAGCUGAAAAUGGUGGUGGUGCCCCGGUGCCGAAAACAGAAUUGCAAGAGUUGCAACUCAAAGCACAGCAGCAAACAGAUGAGUCUCUGGAGAGUACACGUCGCAUGUUGGCACUAUGCGAGGAGAGCAAGGAAGCCGGGAUUCGUACCCUGGUAGCCCUUGACGAUCAGGGAGAGCAAUUGGACAGAAUUGAGGAGGGAAUGGAUCAAAUUAACGCCGACAUGCGAGAGGCUGAGAAGAACUUGAGUGGAAUGGAAAAAUGCUGUGGAUUGUGUGUACUUCCAUGCAAUAAGAGUGCAUCGUUUAAAGAGGACGAUGGAACCUGGAAGGGUAAUGAUGAUGGAAAGGUGGUGAAUAAUCAACCACAGAGAGUUAUGGAUGACCGCAACGGUUUGGGUCCUCAGGCAGGAUACAUUGGAAGGAUCACAAAUGAUGCACGUGAGGAUGAAAUGGAGGAGAAUAUGGGACAAGUUAACACAAUGAUUGGGAAUUUGAGGAAUAUGGCACUGGAUAUGGGAUCGGAGCUUGAGAACCAGAAUCGGCAGAUUGACAGGAUCAAUCGCAAGGGUGAAUCUAAUGAGACCAGGAUAGCCGUUGCAAAUCAACGUGCUCACCAGCUACUCAAUUAAGAGGAAUCACGUACGAAAAAAUCUUGUGUAUUAUGGAGACUUUGGAGAUGCAACAAGAUGGGAUUUUAUUUGAUUUUAUAAAAUCUCUCUCACACACACGCUACACAUGCAAAAAACACUGUGGAUUGUGUUUUACCUUUUAAUUGCGGGGGCGAUUUGCAAGAGAUGGUGUUUUACGGAGUGAAUGGCCAAAGAAUGUCGCGUGUAAUAUUUCAGAACAACACCUCCCCCUUUGUUUAAGACACUCAGAAAAAAACCGAAGUAAAUAUUUCCUCGUAGUUUGAUUUUAUUUUCUUUAAAGUAGUUCCUUUUUUUUAAAUGGAAAUAUUAAUUACUUCCUUCCCAUAUUUUUUUUGUUUUUCUUUUUCCCCUAAUUUUCCUCUUGGUUUACGUUACGAGAUUUAUAGAAAAAAACGUAAGUGGAAAAAUAAAUUUAAUAAGAAAAUGCUUUUUUUGAGAAGAAUCCGUAAAGAUUUUUUUUGAAAGUAGAAGUUGUGUAAAGAAAUGCUGCUUUUUUAAGAAGAAAAAUUAAAUUGGCAUCUUCAUUUGAACAGAAAAUAAUUUUUGAAUUUUUCCUUGAUUUUUUUUUAAAGAAAAUUUUUGUGCAAUAAAAAAUAUCUUGCGCAAGAUAGAAGAAAUAAAAAAACUGUGCCUUGAGGUUUUCUUUCUUCCGAUCUCUUUAACUUUCUAUUCAACAAUUCAAAGAAAAGUUCCGUUGAAAAGUUUUUUGGGUAAAUUUGAGUUUUGAAAGUAAAGUUGUGGUCUUUUAAUGAUAUUGAUUUGCUCACAAUAUAAAUCUAUAUUCUUACUAAAAAAAAACCUUUUAAAAACUAUCUAAUAUUAAUUUUUGAAAAAAAUAAAAAGAAAACAAUUAGAAGGUGAAGAGGAUAAUCCUUCACUGAUAUUCCAAACCCACUUUUUCUGUCCAAAUGUUGAUAGAUUAACAAAAAAAUGUAGGAAAGUGAUUGAGAGUUUUUUGAUUCGCGCGUGUGUACAGUAGAAUGAAGAAAAAAGUUCACACGGUUGUAAAUUUUUAAAAAGAAGUCAGGAAGAGAUUAGAGCUUCCAGCUGGUAGAACAUUUUAGAUCUGCUCAGUAGAUAAAAGAAAAUUUCAUUAGUUGAAAUAUUAGUUCUUUUUUUUAAUCGGCACGUUCGCGUAUUUUUUCUCAUUUUUUUUAUCUUUUUGCGCUAAAGUUAAAAGUACUUAAAACAAAUAAACAAAAUUACUAAACCUUAAGAACACAAUUAUUAACAAGAAAAACCAAUGGGGUAGUGAUACAAAGUAUUGCUAUUAAUAAAGUUGAGAAAUUGGAUUAAAAACAAUUCUUAGUGUGUAGAGAAAAGUGUAAAUAAAUUGAAGAGAAUCAUUCCAUUAAUUUCGUAAUUUUUAAUUAUUUAUUUUUAACCACAGUCUCUGUUUUAUUUUAAUUUUUUUUAAAGAGUUUUGUGUUUGAAUUAAAUCGGUUUCCAUGUACCGAUGAUUGUGAAAUAAAUCGCUGACUUUUAUCGCUAAUCUGGUUAAAUAUUUAUCGGUUUUGCUAACCAAUUUGGAUAGACAAAUUUCUCCUUAAUUUUUUUUCAUCAUGCUAAAAAAAAUCCUUCCAAAGUUUAUUUAUUUUUCAAUCUUCUUCUCUCUUGGCUAUGAGAAGUGAGAAGACACAAAGUUUUCAUUUAUAUUUGCGGGACAAAGUGUCGCUUUUGGGGGGUAUAAUUUGACAAAUUGCCAUAGAUGUUGCAAAGUUAGUCAGCAAUUUAUUUUACGAAUAUGAUGUGAUAAAAUUUUCAUGAUUCAUUGAUUUAUUUCACUGCUUGUGCUUCAAACGACCAAAAACAAUGUAAAAUGCAAAGAAUGUUGCGAGGAAAUUUCAAGUUUUAUUAAAAGGAAAAGAAAAAGGUGAUGGUGCCAUUGAAAAAUUAGUUUGAAAAGCCAAGGGGAAGAUAUUUAUUUAAUUAUUUUUUUUUAACAACUCUGUUGAGUAAAUUUAAUUUAUUUAAAAAAUUAACACCUUCAUGGCUUAGUUCAGAGUCUAUAUAGAAGUCUUUGCAACAAAAUCAAUUUUAUUGAUGAAAUUGAAAGAAAAGAAAUUUAUUUUCUUUUGCAUUAAAUGAUAAGAAACUUCCUAAAAAAAUCAAUCAAUGAACAUAUCGAGGUUAAAGUUCAGAUCGAAAGAAAAUAUCGGAAUUCAUUGAAGUUUUUUUUUUCCUGUAAAAUAUCCACCCCUUGGCUGUAGAAAAGUUUAGUUUCAAUUUCUGUAUAAGUUUUUUUUUGUCUAUUCUAUCGUUAUGUUUUUUCUUCUUCUUUUUUUCUCAAACAGGGUGAAGCCAAUACUGUAAGAUUAGAUGAAGCUAGCAAGAGAGCUGGACAACUCUUGAGAAAUUAAUUUUUAACGUGAUAGUUUCAUGUUGGAGUUCAUCAUUUUAUGUUUUUUUUUUUUGUUUCUUUCCUACUUCAUUAUAUACCUACAUUUUUUCUUGACAACACGAAACAUAUUUUUCUUUUAUUAUUACCUACAUUGCUCUGAAAAGUUCAGAGUUUCCAUUGAUGAAAAAAAUACUCUUUUGUUGGAGGCAGAAAUUGAAAAUUCCCAUGAAAGUCUCUGUUUUGUUGAAAGUCUUUUAAAUGACAAGAAAUUGCCCAAUUUUUAGCAAACGAAUGCAAGAAAUUGGUUUAAUUGGAUUGCAGACGAGUUAUUUCUUCUGCAGAUGAGCUGAAAAAAAAAUAUUUCAAAUGAAAAAUGCGGAUUUUUAUAUAAAUCGAUUGCCCGGAUUUAAUUAAUUUGAUAGAUUUUUUUUGGAGCGAAAUGAAAAAUUGAAAGCUGAGAGAAUUGAAUUAAUUUUUAAUUUUUGAAUCGAGAUAAAAUGCGAAAAUUGAUUAAGAGUGAAAAAUUAAUGAAAAUAGCGGCGAUAAAUUGAGAUGAAAAUUAAUAAAAAAGAAAAAAUAAAACAGCAGCAGAAAAUCUAUAUAUAUUUCUAAAUGAAAAUUGGUAGAAUGAAUGAUAAAAUUAGAUAACUAUUAUCCAUACUGAAUUAAAUAUAUCGACACACACUAUGAUAAAAAAACAAGCAUAUUUCCAAACAUAUUUAAUGCAAAUUUCUUCAUAUUUAUUUUUGGUUUGAUGACCAAUAUUAAAGAAAAAGAAAAAUCCAAUCAUUGGUGCAGAAGACACGAAAAAAACGACCUACAUAGAAGUUUUCAUUGACAAAAGUUGAAUAAAAAGGAAAUUAACAUCAAAAUACUUUUUGUCGACAUAAUAAAUAAUGUAGUAUUGUUAUUCGAGAUUAUUAAAAAUUAUUAAAGCAUAAAAAAAAAUUAUAAAAUCAUUGCUGAAAAAAAGCUCCAAAAAAAGUGUUAAUAACUUACAUUUUAGAUUGUUUAUAAACAUUUAAAAGAAAAUAAAUGUGGGAGUAAAUGAGAAACUUACAUUAAAAAAAAUUAUAGCUAAAAAAAAACAUGGAAACGUUAAAUUUGCUAAUUGUUAGAUUAUAUAUUAAAAAAACAAAUAAUAAUAAUUGCAAUAUGAAUAUCUUUAAAAAGAAACAAGUGAAAGGAUAUUCUAAGACACUGAACGAUGGAUGGCUUAAUAUUUUGAGAGAUAGUUAAAAAAAAAACCGGGCGAAACACCAGUUAAAAAAUUGCUUUGUGUGACUUGGAUGAGACUUAAAAAUUCUACAAUAUAUAUAAAUUGAAAAGGUGAUCUAAAAGAAAAUAAAAAAAAAUCAAGAGAUAAUAAACAACUUAAAAAAAUAUAUAAAAUCCAUAUCACAAAACAUUUUAAUCACUCCGGGAAUAUUUUUAAUUUAUUUCUACUUUUUUUUCAAGAAGAAAUUAAUAAAGAUUUUUCCAAGAAAAAAUCAUUAAGAAAAAUUCUUAGACUUAACAAUGAAUAUAUUAUACAUAGUGGUUUACCAGAGAUGAUGAUGAAGAAGAUAAAAGAAAAUUUUGAAGAAAAAUGUGAAAAUUUUUGAUAAACCCACAGAGACACGCCUUAAGUGAAAAAAAGAAACUUUAGAAGGUUUUCUUUUAUAAUUUUUCUUUUAAUUUGAUAAACUCUUCUUUAUCUGUUUUUUCCCUUUCCUAUCAUAUUUCUCAUUCAUCUUUUCAUUGAAUUUUUAAAAAACAUUUUAUGAUGUAAAAAAUUGACUUUCAUGACGUUUCUGUAGCGUCGAAUAUUUAAUGUUUUAUGUUUGUUAUCUUUGUGAAAAAAAAUGUUAAAAUUGAACAACAAAUACACACAAUUUUCUCUACAUAUACAUGAAUGCAAUAAUAUUUACAAAAUGACGAAAAAUUAACGUUAGAAGAUUUUUUCCGUUGUUUUUAGGGAGUUGAGUUUGAAAAAAAAGAAAAACUAUUUACUUUGACAACUAACCACCUUCUUGCUAUUAACAUCAAUAUACGAUUAAAUAGCAAUCCUUUAUAAUCAAGGACAGAAAAUAGGACAGAAUUUUAUCAAGAAGAAAAACUAUUUUAUCUUAAAGAAAACAAAAAAGUAUUCUUGCAGUAAAAAAUUCCAAAAAAAUGGUUUUAAAUGGACAAAAUAAAACAUCUCAUAUGUGCAAAAUGGAAUCCAUUGUAAACCAAAUUUAAAACAGAUAAAAAAAAGAUGAAGAAAAUAAAAGUAGAUGAUAUUUUUGAUUGAUAAUAAAAAAAAUAAACAUGUACAAAAAAUAUCGACAUUUUUUCGCUAAUUAAUUACUUAAAGAAAAAAAAUGAAAGUGAAAAUAAAGAAAAAAUCUAUGUCUCUUAAAACUCUAAAUGUGCGUAAUUUUUGAGGAGAAAAAAAAGUUUAAAAAAAUUUGAAGCAAGCUUAUAAUUUUCUUUUAUUUUCUCAAAUUUCUAAUAUUUUCUCUCAACUGAGAAAAUAAAAUCUUAUCAACUCGUGAAAAAUCUUUAUUUUCUGAACUUAUUUUCACUUAAAGAUUGACUAAAAAAAUUCCUUUGGUUGUGUCUAAGAAGUAAAUCCUUACAAAUUUCUUUUAAUUUCUUUCUCCCUUUUCACCAUUAAAAAAAAUCCAGAGCUGAAAGCAGAAUUAAUCGUACUAUUUAAUCUCCUGAUAUAAAAAAGAAAGAAAAUUAUAAAAAGGAAAUAUUUUGGAUUAAUUUCUUAAACGAAUUUAGUAAGUAAAAUGAUUAUAAAAUAUUUUUCAAAAAUAUUGUAAUUUAUUAUAAAGAAUGAUAAAAAACUUAUAAAGAAGUGAUAAAUAUAAUAACAAGAGAUAA